AUGCAGUCAUAUGAAGAAGCUCCUCCACCAUAUCCUGGUACAGUACCAAAUGCUGCUUCAAAUGUAGUAAGAUCCAAAGGUGAUUAUAAAGGUGUACCAAUAUAUGAAAUAGGUUCAAAUGAUACUCCUAUUUAUAAUGAAGUGACGUACCAACAAGUACCGGUAACGACAUCCGCACCAAUUCUAGUUGGAACACAUGCUGUUCAACUCGGCCGUAAUCCAAUUAAUUGUAUUUGUCCUCAGUGUCAUCAACAAAUUGUUACACGAAUCGAUUAUUAUUCUGGUUCAUUUGCAUGGCUUAUGUGUUUGUUACUUGCAGUUAUCGGUUGUGUACCAUGCUGUAUAAUUCCAUUCUGUGCAACAUCAUGUCAAGACGUUACUCAUAUAUGUCCUUAUUGUUCAACAAUAAUUGGUCAUCGAAAAAUUCUUUAG
Molecule: messenger RNA, 432 nt
Organism: Rotaria sp. Silwood2
Lineage: Eukaryota; Metazoa; Rotifera; Eurotatoria; Philodinida; Philodinidae
Source: the annotation of a GenBank genome assembly